AGAUGGGUGCGCGGAAAACAUGAAUCGGAACGAAAGCUUCUGGCGUGGGUGCGAGGCGUGGAGAGCAUAAAACGGCCAACAGCGGACGAACAGUACACAAUUUGUUCAGGGAAAAAGCCGGCAACAUGUCAGGGCUAACGGUUUUUGUCGGCCUUUGUCUACUUAUGGUACUGGGAGGAACGCUAGCACUAGGUGACGAAAACACCGGUUCACUUCUACCUUUUAGUAGGGAAUACGCAAUGGAACAAGACGCUGACUUCAUUCCGAUUGCUGCCAAAGCAGAGGAGAGAGAAAGAGCGAGAGAACGGGGAAGGUUCGGUCAUAACCACGAGGAACGAGAACGAGAGGAAAAUAAGCAGGUGCGUAAACAUGUAAGGAUUCCUAAAGGUUCGAGUGAAGUCCAGUCUGACGCAGCCCCAAAACAACGAGGGCGAGAAAGGGGUCUGGAGCGUGUGGAGGAAAAAGAAAGGUUUGAUUUACAAGGGCAUAAACAGAGAGAACGCCAACGACAGAGGGAAAGAGAGCGAGAGAGGGAGAGAAAGAUCCAUGGAAUGAUCAUGAAGGAGCUAGAAAAGGAGAUGGAAGGGGAACGGCAAAGACAAAUGAAGGGGAAACACGGAAUGAGGGAGGAAAGACAGAGGUUCAGGGCCAAAGAGUGGGGGAAAGAAGAAGGCAAGAAACACUAGGAGAAAUCGCAUGAAUCGGAAAUCCCCCCAGUGAACAAACGCAGAUUCCACAAAGGAAUCCAUUCCACAAACAAUUCAUCACCAGUGCGAAAACACAAUUGAGCUCAGAGAAAGACCAUCAUUUUUAGCUAGACUUUCCAUGACGGAUGUGGCUAUCUCAAUAAACAGGUGGAACUAGA
Molecule: messenger RNA, 865 nt
Organism: Nematostella vectensis (starlet sea anemone)
Lineage: Eukaryota; Metazoa; Cnidaria; Anthozoa; Actiniaria; Edwardsiidae
Product: octapeptide-repeat protein T2
Exons: 2
Coding region: 126-686 (186 amino acids)
Source: RefSeq, a predicted model, not a curated record